AUGUCGAUUCUAUGUGGUUGUUGCCCUCUACUAGAAUGUGUCUACUGUCUCGGCUGUGCACGUUGGGCUUACAAACGCUGCCUCUACACGGCUGGUCACGACAGUAAAGACUGGGGGCUUGCAACAACCGACGAAUUCGAACCAAUCCCUCGGCUUUGUCGUUACAUUUUAGCGGUUUACGAGGACGAUAUCCGAAACCCUCUAUGGGAGCCUCCUGAAGGAUAUGGUAUAAACCCUGACUGGCUACUUCUAAAGAAGACCUACGAAGACACUCAAGGUCGUGCCCCUGCUUACAUCUUGUAUCUAGACCAUGUUUACAAAGACGUAGUUGUGGCUAUCCGGGGACUGAAUCUGGCGAAAGAGAGCGAUUACGCGGUGCUCUUGGAUAACAAGCUCGGGGAGAGGAAGUUUGAUGGCGGUUACGUGCACAACGGGCUGUUGAAGUCUGCUGGUUCGGUGUUGGAUGAGGAGUGUAAAGUGUUGAGAGAGUUGGUGGUGAAGUAUCCGAGUUAUACGUUGACUUUCGCUGGACAUUCUCUCGGGUCUGGUGUGGCUACGAUGCUGGCUUUGUUGGUGGUCAAGCAUCCUGAGAGGUUGGGGAAUAUUGAGAGGAAGAGAGUCAGGUGUUUCGCUAUCGCGCCUGCGAGGUGUAUGUCGUUGAAUCUGGCUGUUAGAUAUGCUGAUGUCAUCAACUCUGUUGUGCUUCAGGAUGAUUUCUUGCCAAGGACAGCUACGCCUUUAGAAGACAUAUUCAAGUCUCUUUUCUGUUUGCCAUGUCUGCUAUGUAUACAGUGCGUGAAGGAUACAUGUGUUCCAGAACAGAAGAUGCUCAAAGAUCCUAGAAGGCUUUACGCUCCUGGUCGCAUGUAUCACAUCGUCGAAAGAAGGCCUUGCCGAUUGGGAAGAUUUCCACCGGUGGUGAAGACAGCAGUGCCAGUAGACGGAAGGUUCGAACACAUUGUUUUGUCUUGUAAUGCAACUUCAGACCACGCCAUCAUUUGGAUCGAACGAGAAGCACAUAGAGCUCUCAACCUGAUGGUGGAGAAAGAGAAGACAAUGGAGAUCCCGGAGAAGCAGAGGAUGGAGAGGCAAGAAUCAUUAGCUAGAGAGCACAACUUGGAGUACAGAGCAGCGUUAAGACGAGCUGUAACGUUAGACGUUCCUCACGCGGACUCGUUGUCCUCUGAAUACGGAACGUUCGAUAAAGCUCAAGAAGAUGAAACCGAAGAGGAAGAAACAGAGAAAGAAGAAACAGAGGAGGAAGAAGAAGAAGAAACAGAUUCGAUUGCACCAAUGGUGGGUGAAUCAUCAUCAUCAGCAUCUACUCUUCGUCCAUCGAACAAGAGAAGACGGAACCGUGGACUUAGUUGGGACGAGCUGAUCGAAAGUCUGUUUGAGAGAGACGAGUCUGGUAAUUUGACAUUCGAGAAAUCAGAAUUGCGUAAAUGA
Molecule: messenger RNA, 1449 nt
Organism: Microthlaspi erraticum
Lineage: Eukaryota; Viridiplantae; Streptophyta; Magnoliopsida; Brassicales; Brassicaceae
Source: the annotation of a GenBank genome assembly